AUGGAGGGUCUUCCCGAUACAGGACUGGACACCUCGAGCUGGCAAACUGGAGCUCUUCCGCCAAUUGAAGAUCUUGUCGAUGCAAACGACUUCCAGAUAGCUGCCAAGAAUGUUCUCUCCGAUCGAUACUACGCUUACUAUCGUACUGCCGCGCUGGACGAAAUCACAUAUAAUGCCAACAUGCUUGGCUGGGAGAAGAUUCGUCUGAACGGCUUCAGCUUCACCGACGUAUCGAACACCAAUACCAAGACAAGUAUUCUUGGGUAUGAAUUCGAUGCGCCGUUCUUCAUCGCACCUGCCGCGAAAGCUGGAUACGCGAGCUCUGGUGCCGAGACCAACCUUGCGAAAGCUGCUGGCGCUGCGAACCUGCUCUAUGUACCAUCCAUUUCGUCUUCUCAGUCGAUCGAGGAGAUUGGGUCGGCUGCUGUUGACGGUCAAGUCAUGUUCCAUCAAGAGUACAUCUGGGCGGACAAGGCCAAGCUACAAGAUGAGUUGAAGCGUAUGGAGAAGGCAGGCUUCAAAGCAAUCUUCUUGACGGUUGACAACACGGUUCGUACAGGAGUGAAUGGUAUUAGAAGCCGCUACAUGCGGUUCUCUGCAGGUGGUGAUGCAGGUCACAGUGCGACAUUCACGAUUGAUGCGCUGAACCAAUUGAGAAACAUGACUUCGCUGCCGAUCGUACCCAAGGGCGUCAAGACUGCUCACGAUGUCAAGCUCUGCGCUGAUCUAGGUUUCCCUGCCGUUUACAUCUCGAACCACGGGGGUCGUGUUGUGGACAUGGCGCCCACCGCAGUCGAGGUGCUUCUUGAUGUACAUCGUCUGUACCCUGAAGUGUUUGAUCAUAUUGAGAUCUACGCUGAUGGUGGUGUACGCCGUGCUAGUCAUAUCAUUACACUUUUGACCCUUGGCGUGCGUGCUGUUGGUCUUGGUCGCCCACCAAUGUAUGCCAAUGUCUACGGCCAGGAAGGUGUCUCGAAGCUCCUGGAUAUCAUCAAGAAGGAACUCAACACUGAACUGGCGUUGAUUGGCGAAGCAGACUCGAACAACGUAAGAGGAAAUGCCACUUUUGUGAACACUCGACAAGUUGAGCUCGAGUUCUUUGGCGCACCUCUUUCUUGA
Molecule: messenger RNA, 1119 nt
Organism: Aureobasidium subglaciale EXF-2481
Lineage: Eukaryota; Fungi; Ascomycota; Dothideomycetes; Dothideales; Saccotheciaceae
Exons: 2
Coding region: 1-1119 (372 amino acids)
Molecular function (GO): oxidoreductase activity; FMN binding
Source: RefSeq, a predicted model, not a curated record